GGCGGAAGCCGGAAGUACCCGGGAGGUUACCUGGGCAACCAGAGCCGACAACGGGGUGCCCGAUUCAUUUGGGGGUACAGGAAAUGCGGAUUACAGCAAUAACCCUAUAAUACCCAGCGGGCGGCGCCUGCCCAGCGGCUUCCCCGAAUAACUUGCAGCAUCCGUGGGGUUGCACUGGGGGAAACAUAGGACCGGGUGACCUUCAUCCAGCCCUGCUCCAUCACCAGAAGAGCCUGGCACGCAGCCGGCAGGGUCAUCUCACCCCAGAAAGCUGCAGCGACAGACAGGAUGGGGGCCGAGCAGAGCUCCGAGGCCGAUCUCCGCCAUGGUGACGUCAGCUCCUCCGCACAUCCCUCUCCAGCCAAACAGCGAGCAAAGAUGGACGACAUUGUAGUGGUGGCCCCUGGGACACAAUCCCACCGCAACGUUACAAAAGACCCAGAGGUGAUCAAGCUACAAGAGAUUCCCACUUUCCAGCCCCUUCUGAAAGGCCUCCUGAGCGGUCAGACCUCCCCAACCAACGUCCGGCUCGAGCGACUGGACUCCCCCCAGGUGCUGCAGUUGUGCGUCCGCUACCAAGAUCACCUGCAUCAGUGUGCCGAGGCCGUGUCCUUCGAUCAGAACGCACUGGUGAAACGAAUAAGAGAGAUGGACUCCUCCGUCGAUACUCUGUACAGCUAUAUGCAGGAACGGCAGAAACGCUUUGCCAAGUACGCAGAGCAGAUCCAGAAGGUGAAUGAGAUGUCUGCAAUAUUAAGGCGUAUCCAGAUGGGCAUCGAUCAGACGGUCCCCCUGAUGGAGAAGCUGAACGCCAUGCUGCCCGAGGGGGAGAGGCUGGAGCCGUUCUGCAUGAGUCCGGACAGGGAGCACAGACAUUAGGGGGGGUCACGUUUCUCCCGGAGUGAGGGAGUGCAGAGCAUGCGAUCAGCAGCGGGUAACGGGCAGGUCUGGCCUCGGAAAACCUCAUGUCCUCUGUUUCAGGGUUCCCAACCCCUAAAACCGGAGCCAUUGUAACAGCGCAGUAGCGCCAAUGAGCUGUUACAGACUAUGCCAGUUCCCUGGUGUGACACGUGCAAAUAGUGGCGGGACAUCUAUCAUCUGCAGCGUCUGCUCCCGCCAUCCUCACACUGGCAGAUAGAGAGCUGUACAGAAAAAAUCUGGGAUAGAAAAAUAUAUACAUAAUAAAUAAAUUGGACAUUUGCUCCUGAAAGGCUGCAAUGCGUCACCUUGUACAAACCACAAUACUGAGGCCACAGCAAUGACCCAGCUGGAGCAGACGCUGUAUACCGGCGAGGCAUAAGGUCUAGUCUCUGUUUAGUCUGAGACGGGUGAGUCUCGCGCUGCUGCGGAAUGUUAUCUGUGAAUAUGUCGUGUACAAUAACAUAAAUUGUGUCCAGCUAUUAAAAUAUUUGUGACAAA
Molecule: messenger RNA, 1419 nt
Organism: Pseudophryne corroboree (corroboree frog)
Lineage: Eukaryota; Metazoa; Chordata; Amphibia; Anura; Myobatrachidae
Gene: BORCS5
Product: BLOC-1 related complex subunit 5
Exons: 6
Coding region: 289-879 (196 amino acids)
Biological process (GO): positive regulation of anterograde synaptic vesicle transport; organelle transport along microtubule; lysosome localization
Cellular component (GO): BORC complex; cytoplasmic side of lysosomal membrane; synaptic vesicle membrane
Source: RefSeq, a predicted model, not a curated record